Molecule: messenger RNA, 930 nt
Organism: Rhodamnia argentea
Lineage: Eukaryota; Viridiplantae; Streptophyta; Magnoliopsida; Myrtales; Myrtaceae
Product: B3 domain-containing protein At3g25182-like
Exons: 2
Coding region: 1-930 (309 amino acids)
Molecular function (GO): DNA binding
Source: RefSeq, a predicted model, not a curated record
AUGGGUUUUCCAGCGGCGAUGGUUUAUUCUCAGUUCACAGGUCGUCUUUCAAAGAAGGAAAGAGAGAUCGAUCUCUCAUCUCUUCAUCUCUUGGCGGACGCAGCUGCAUUGGUGUCCGAGGGAAAGCUGAGUCUCCCUUCUUCCAUCUGUGACCUUGACGAUGAGAAGAAGGAGACGGCCGUGACCACCACUUUUGGGCCAACCUGUGUUGGAUGGGUCGUCAGGAAAAAAAGAACGCUGCGAGCGCGAAGGCCGACAUUCCACGCCCAGAAGUUGGAGUCUGAUCCAGUUGUUAGCAAGCAAGAAACUUGGAGAGGGGUCGCUGAGAACUGCAAGAAGCGGCCACGUGCAUUGGAUUCCACUGAAACCCAUAAACCGGAUAGGGUUUCCAAGAAACCCAAAAAAACUCUGAAGAAAAGUCCCGCGGUUUUUACCAGACCAACCGAAUUGCCGACAAUCUUCAUGGACAAAGUACUAGAGAUGCGUGGCCGGGAUGUGAGGCUUGUGGUGGAAAAGCAUCUCUCUGCCACCGACAUGAAUCCGGGCCAAAGCAGGCUCUCGGUACCCAAGUCGCAGGUUCUUACAGAAUUUUUGAGCGACCAAGAGAUUAGAACUCUGGACAGCAAGAAAGGCAUUAACGUUUCUCUCGUCGACCCCUGUCUCGAAGUAUAUCACGGAUUGCAACUCAACAAGUGGAGUUACUCGGGCAAAACUUUUUCAUAUGUGUUGACCAACCGGUGGAACGCUGUCGCGCAUCCGAGCAAGUCGAAUGGACUCGAAAAGGAUGGUCUCGUCCAACUAUGGUCUUUCAGAGUCGAUGGCAACCUUUGCUUUUGCCUCACGACUGUUAAAGCACCAGAGUCCGAUACAAGGGAAAGUAUGGCUACCCACAGUGGAAUUCUUCAUUCUAUUUCGGAAAGUAAUUCAUGA